Messenger RNA from Panicum hallii, 687 nucleotides. RefSeq lists its product as uncharacterized. Lineage: Eukaryota; Viridiplantae; Streptophyta; Magnoliopsida; Poales; Poaceae. Bases 130 to 687 code for a protein of 185 amino acids. The transcript has 3 exons. The record is from RefSeq and is a predicted model, not a curated record. Gene Ontology annotation, molecular function: zinc ion binding; nucleic acid binding.
UAUGUGCACAACUGUUUCUCUCUUGAGGCAUACAAGAGGACAUAUCAGCAUGUCCUGCAACCUGUAGAGCAUGAGUCGGCAUGGCCUGUGUCCCCAAAUCCUAAACCAUUGCCUCCUAGAGUCAAAAAGAUGCCAGGCCGGCCAAAGAAAAAUAGAAGAAAAGAUCCUUCAGAGCCAAAGAAAUCAAGCACUAAAUCAUCAAGAGUUGGUACUAAAAUCAGAUGUGGCCGAUGCAAAAGGGAUGGCCACAACUCCAGGACAUGCCCUAGGAUGAUGGGAAGGGCAGUGCCACAACCAAAUCCUUCACAACAGCAUGCUACCAAUGCAACGAGUCAAGCAAUGGUACCUGCAUCAGACGAGCAGCGUAAAGGAAAGCGUCCAGUACCACCUUCAAUCCACACAAAUUCAUCUGCCAAUUCAUCAUAUAUUCAGUCUAGCAAUAAGAAACAAAAGGUGUCUAAGUCAAACUCUAGAGCCAUUGCUGAAGCAUCUGCAAAGGCAGCUGCUGGUGGGACUGCAUCUAUUACAAUCGAGACAAGUGCUGGCAUGGUUGCUGGGACAUAUGCAAAGGCAACCAUCAAUGUUUCAGGAGCAACCGGCACAGCCAAAAUUCGAUCCACUUCAACUGGUCCUGGAAACAGCUUAGGAAAACGCAAUGUCAUGAGGGAAGAGCAUCAUGUAGUUUGA